Messenger RNA from Diachasmimorpha longicaudata, 1762 nucleotides. Its product is annotated as lysosomal acid glucosylceramidase-like. Gene Ontology annotation, molecular function: glucosylceramidase activity. Bases 112 to 1632 code for a protein of 506 amino acids. NCBI's taxonomy places the organism in Eukaryota, Metazoa, Arthropoda, Insecta, Hymenoptera, Braconidae. The transcript has 5 exons. The record is from RefSeq and is a predicted model, not a curated record. Gene Ontology annotation, biological process: glucosylceramide catabolic process.
CCUCCAAUAUCAUUAUUUGCAUUAUGCAGUGUCCUUAACCCAUCCAAGGGAAUUCUAUUCGUCUUUACAACUAUUAUCGUCUUGCAUUUGAAUUCUCUACGUUCAGUUAAUAUGCAGAACUCUGCAUUAUUUAUAAUUGCUUACCUUCUAGUGCAGGGUCAGGCGAAAGAAUGUGUCCCUCGAAAAUUUAAUGGCGAAAAUAUCGUAUGUGUGUGUAAUUCAACAUAUUGUGACUCUGUAGAAGUUAAUGCUCUUGAGAAAGGUGGGUUCGCAAGCUAUUUAUCAAGUAAAAGUGGUGCACGAUUGACUCUUGAAGAGGGUGCAUUCAACCCCGGUGAAAGCAAUGUCAUCCAACUGAAGCUCAACUUUCAAAAGACGUAUCAAAAAAUUCUGGGAUUCGGCGGGGCAUUCACCGAUUCUGUGGGCAUUAACAUGAAGACUUUGAGUGAAGGCAGUCAAGAGCAAUUGAUAAGAACAUAUUUUAGCCCAGAAGGAAGUCGUUACAACCUGGCUCGAUUACCCAUAGGUGGUGUAGAUUUCUCGACAAGACCGUACACCCUGGACGAUACCCCUGGUGAUGUGAACCUGUCGAAGUUCUCUCUCGCACAGGAGGAUUAUGAGUAUAAAAUACCAUACAUGAAACGGGCAUUGGCAAUAAAUGCAGAAUUGAAGUUCCUAUCUGCUGCAUGGACAGCACCACCCUGGAUGAAGACGAACAAUGACUAUUUUGGAUUCAUAGGACGUCUCAACGAAGAUUAUUAUCAAACAUACGCCGAUUAUUUAGUAAAAUUCCUGGAGAGCUACAUGGAUAUUGGCUUACCCAUCUGGGCUAUCUCUACUGGAAAUGAGCCAGAAAGCGGUUUCCAUCCCACCCAAAAAUUUAAUAAUAUGCCCUGGCUGCCGCAAUCAGUCGCCACCUGGGUUACCAAUAAUCUUGGUCCUGCUAUUGAGGCCUCCAACUCUAACGAGACCAUUAUUAUAGCUCUCGAUGGUCAACGAUUUUCCUUACCCUGGUGGGUUGACAACAUGUAUAGAGCAAAUCCCGAUGUUGAUAAAUACAUUGCUGGAGUCGGCGUCCACUGGUAUUCGGACGCAGAAACCCCUCCUAAUGUCUUAGAUGAGAUGCAUAACAUAAGUCCUAAGACAUUUUUGUUAAUGACUGAAGCUUGCGUCGAAACUUCGAGGUCUGGACCGGUGGUGGAUCAUUUGGGAAGUUGGAAUCGCGGGGCUCAGUACAUGCAGAGUAUUAUGGAGUAUAUGCAUCACUGGACUGUUGGAUGGGUAGACUGGAACCUCGCAUUAAAUAAACAAGGUGGCCCUAAUUGGGUGGGUAAUUUCGUCGAUGCACCGAUCAUUAUCAAUCCUGAAACGGAUGAAUUUUUCAAACAACCGAUGUACUACGCCCUCACUCAUUUCAGUAAAUUUGUACCACGUGGAUCCAUUAGGAUUAGUGUCGGUCCUCACGAUGAUAUUGGGUCGGUUGCUUUUGUUACUCCAAACAAUACCGUCGUCAUUAUUUUGCAUAAUUCGAAAAAUAUUGAGCAAUUAGUGACGAUUGUAGAUCCUGACCAAGGGAAUAUCAACGUAAAAAUGCCGGAGAACUCUUUCCGCACAAUAUUAUUUAAAAAAUGAACUAUUUAUCUAAUUCAUGGAACAGUUUAAGUGACGAAAUGUAUCGUUGAGAGAAUAGUACACUGGUCUUCAAUGUAUUUGUAGACCAUCAAAAUUUGAUGAUGAAUAAAUUCGAACACAUUAAUUACAA